UUAAAGACGAGUGGAAACAACACAGUGUGAAGGACAAGAGCCCACAAGCUUGUUUACAGCAGAUCAGCGAGUGACUGUGAGGAAAAGCUGAUGUUCGCUUUGGAUCGGAGCACAACUCUUAUCUGUUGAUAGAAAGUGAAACUAGCGGACGUUCACUGUGACUGAGAGGAGAAAUGGCUCAGCGAGGAAUUCAGCCGGACUCGGCAAAGUUUUGCUGUUCCAUCUGUCUGGAUCUGCUGAAGGAUCCGGUGACUAUUCCCUGUGGACACAGCUACUGCAUGAGCUGUAUUAAAGACUGCUGGGAUGGAGAGGAGCACAAGGAAAUCUACAGCUGCCUGCAGUGCAGACAAACCUUCACACCGAGGCCUGUCAUGGUGAAAAACACCAUGUUAGCAGAGUUACUGGAGGAAAUGAAGAAGACGGGACUCCAAGCUGCUCCUCCUGAUCUCUGCUACACUGGACCUGGAGAUGUGGCCUGUGAUUUCUGCUCUGGGAGGAAACUGAAAGCCCUCAAGUCCUGUCUGGCGUGUCUGGCCUCUUACUGUGAGCAGCACCUCCAGCCUCACUACAAUGCAGCUCCAUUAAAGAAACACAAGCUGGUGGAAGCCACCAUGAAGCUUCAGGAGAACAUCUGCUCUUGUCACGAUGAGGUGAUGAAGAUUUUCUGCCGCACUGAUCAGCAGUGUAUCUGUUAUCUCUGCUCCAUGGAUGAACAUGAAGGCCACCGCAAAGUCUCAGCUGAAGCAGAAAGGACCGAGAGGCAGGAAGAACUUGGGCUGAGUCGGCAAAAAAUCCAGCAGAGAAUCCAGGACACAGAGAAAGACGUGAAGGUGCUUCAGCAGGAGGUGGAGGCCAUCAGUCGCUCUGCUGAUAAAGCAGUGGAGGACAGUGAGGAGAUCUUCACUGAGCUGAUCCGUUUGGUUGAGAAAAGAAGGUCUGAUGUGAAGCAGCAGAUCAGAUCCCAGCAGGAAGAGGAAGUGAGUCGGGCUGAAGAAGUUCAGGAGAAGCUGAAGCAGGAGAUCGCUGAGCUGAGGAGGAAAGACGCUGAGCUGGAGCAGCUCUCACACACACAGGAUCACAUCCAUUUUCUACAGAGUUACCCCUCGCUCUCAUGUCUCAGUGAAUCUACACACUCACCCAGCAUCAACAUCCGUCCUCUGAGCUACUUUGAGGAUGUGACUGCAGCUGUGUCAGAGCUGAGAGACAAACUACAGGAGCUUCUUAGUGAGGAAUGGUCCAAGAUCUCACUGACAGUGACUGGAGUGGCUGUUCUACUGCCACAACCACAGCCCAAGACCAGAGCUGAGUUCUUACAAUAUUCAUGUCCCAUCACACUGGAUCCAAACACAACGCACACAUGUCUGUCAUUAUCUGAGGAGAACAGAAAAGCAACAUUAAUGGCACACAAACACUCAUAUCCCAGUCACCCAGACAGAUUUACUGGAUGUUGUCAGGUCCUGAGCAGAGAGAGUCUGACUGGACGUUGUUACUUGGAGGUGGAGUGGAAGGGGGAAGUUGAUAUAGCAGUCUCAUAUCAGGAUAUCAGCAGAACAGGGACCUAUGAUGCAUGUGCAUUUGGAUACAAUGACAAAUCUUGGUCAUUGUUUUGCUACAACAAGAACUGUGACUUCAUACACAACAAUAUCAAAACUAAAACCCCGCUCCCUGUGUCCUCCAGAGUGGGAGUGUACCUGGAUCACAGAGCAGGUAUUCUGUCCUUCUACAACGUCUCUGAAACCAUGACUCUCCUCCACAGAGUCCAGACCACGUUCACUCAGCCUCUCCAUGCUGGACUGCGGCUUCCAUACAAAAGUGGAGCCACUGCAGAGUUUUGUGAGCUCAAGUAGACAGGAGUGAUUAAAGCAGUUCUGUCGUCUAUUUCUAUAACAUCUGUGUUGGUAAGCGCUUGUUUCUGUUUUGUUUCUGCACUGCACUGGCCACAUAUCACCUGUCACUCAAACCGUGUGGGCAGGGCUAUGACUCUCUUUCCAGGUCUCAGUGUAACAACAUCAGCUGAAAUACAAAAGAUGUGUCUUUUUUUCUUUUUUACACAAGAACUCCACAUAUAUCAAAUAUUUUGGUGCAUUUUUAUUUUGCUGCUAAAAGCUCAUUGCUGUGGUUUGUCAGUCCUGCACUUCCCAGACGUCACCUGUGGCACAUUUUGUUCUUGGUCUGUUCAGCCGUGGUGGAUAAGGGUUGAACUCCAUCAGUCAACAGUAGAGAGAAGCCAAAUGAACUGC
This is a messenger RNA of Myripristis murdjan (pinecone soldierfish), 2240 nucleotides long. Its product is annotated as tripartite motif-containing protein 16-like. Gene Ontology annotation, molecular function: zinc ion binding; protein binding. The record is from RefSeq and is a predicted model, not a curated record. The transcript has a single exon. NCBI's taxonomy places the organism in Eukaryota, Metazoa, Chordata, Actinopteri, Holocentriformes, Holocentridae. Bases 174 to 1847 code for a protein of 557 amino acids.